UGAACUGAAGUUUGAGUUCCUCUGCGUGAACGAGCACAUCGGCGACCUGUGAACCACCAAACGAAUCAGAGUUUACAAACUGUUCUCGUUUUCUCACGUUUCACGUCCAGGUCACGCAGGCUCAGUGUGUGAAGACUCAGACCGAGUUUUACCGGCGAAGUCGGAGCGAGAUCAUCGAGGGCAAAGGUCACACGAUGGGCGCUCUAUACUGGCAGCUCAAUGAUGUUUGGCAGGCGCCUUCGUGGUCGUCGAUCGAGUUUGGUGGGAAAUGGAAAAUGCUGCAUUAUUUUGCACAGAACUUCUUCGCCGCCGUCCUGCCGGUCGGCUUCGAGGAUGACGACACGCUGUUCAUCUACGCCGUCUCAGACCUGAGUCACGACCUGAAGCUCAGAGCUGUGGUGUCCGUGUUCUCCUGGUCUGAUCUGGAUCCAGUCUGCAGGCUGAAGUUCGACCUGCUCCCGGUGCCUGGAGGCAGCGCCGCGGCCGUGGUUAAACAGCCAGUCGCCGCCCUGCUGGACGGAUGUGGACGCUGCACCCGCCUCUCCUGCCUGCUCACCUUCCACCUGGAGGACGGCGACGGCGCCCAGCAGGGUCCCGCCAACCACCACUUCCUGAGCUCCCCCAAAGACGCUCAGGGACUGCAGAGACCAAACAUCACAGUACGACGCCGUGUUCAGAGGAGCUUUCAUUCAUUUAUACACAGCU
This is a messenger RNA of Plectropomus leopardus (leopard coralgrouper), 705 nucleotides long. Lineage: Eukaryota; Metazoa; Chordata; Actinopteri; Perciformes; Serranidae. The record is from RefSeq and is a predicted model, not a curated record.